Trichoderma reesei QM6a is the source of this 1034-nucleotide messenger RNA. RefSeq lists its product as uncharacterized. The record is from RefSeq and is a predicted model, not a curated record. The transcript has 3 exons. Lineage: Eukaryota; Fungi; Ascomycota; Sordariomycetes; Hypocreales; Hypocreaceae. Gene Ontology annotation, molecular function: oxygen binding; heme binding. The coding region runs from base 156 to 971 and encodes 271 amino acids.
GACCACCUCCGCGUUUCUCCUCUGCCUUACCCUACAAUAGGUGCCUUUCAACUGUAGCUCUCGCAGUUUGUUCAUCGAACCAGCAACUGCACGCAGUUCACCGAGGGCAACAAAAGAAAGCUUUUCAUACACAUAAAAUCACACCAAAAAUCGCCAUGAACCCAAACGCAAGGCCGAUAAAACACAUCCAGCGCGAGGAUCUUUACACCAACCUCGAAGUUCGCAUUCAAUACCUUCACUCGUUCCUCGACUUUUCAAGUCGUGACAUUGACGCCCUCAUCAGCGACUCCAAAUACAUCAAAGCCCUCAUCCCCGCCGUCGUAAAUAUUGUUUACAAGAAACUCCUCCAAUACGACAUUACCGCCCGCGCAUUCACCACACGAAGUACAUCCUUUGAAGGCCCUCUCGAUGACAUUCCCGACGAGAACAGCCCUCAGAUUCUGCACCGCAAGAUGUUCUUGCGCGCGUAUCUGAAUAAACUGUGUUCGGACCCAAGUAAGAUGGAGUUUUGGGAGUACCUCGACAAAGUCGGGAUGAUGCACGUCGGGCUCGGGAGGAAACACCCUCUACACAUCGAAUACGUCCACCUGGGCGCCUGUCUAGGCUUCAUCCAGGACAUCAUGAACGAAGCCAUCCUGUCCCACCCGCGACUGCACAUUCAGAGAAAAAUCGCCCUCGUCAAGGCUCUCAACAAGGUCAUCUGGGUCCAAAAUGACCUCAUGGCAAAGUGGCACGUCAAAGAUGGCGCCGAGUUCGAGACCCCCGACUCCGACAUUGAGAUUGAACGCGAGGGCUACCUGCAUGGCAAGAAGAUACUGGAAGACGAUGAUAUGAAGGAUACUGCGGAUAGCAACGGCUCGCCUGAUGGAGAGGAGAGCAAGUCGAAGGUAGUGCGAGGGACAUGUCCCUUCUCUGGGGUCUCAGCCGCGGGAGCGUCAGUGAAGCAUGAUUCCGAGGAGACGGCUCAAUGAAAUCGAGACGAGGUUGAGGCCAAUGCUGAAGUUGAACGGGCUCUUAAUUAGAAGACACGGUCA